Messenger RNA from Cyclocybe aegerita, 588 nucleotides. NCBI's taxonomy places the organism in Eukaryota, Fungi, Basidiomycota, Agaricomycetes, Agaricales, Hemipholiotaceae. The record is from the annotation of a GenBank genome assembly.
AUGGAGUCGUUCCUUGAGUUGCCACCGACCUCCUCGAAACCGCGAUCAUAUUACUUCGACCGCAACAGCGUCAUCAACUCGACGCUCUAUUGCAACAGCCAGCCAUCAUACACCAUCAUGACGAACAAAUCUGGGACGCGCACAGACGUCUGCGACAUCGCCACCCAGAGUGUUGUCGCCACCAUCAAGCGGCGAGAGGUGUUCGCAGACACGAUCAAGUUCCCGGCGCGAAAUAACGGCACUUCAGUCGCGAUCAAUAAAUGGCUGAGGCCGAUAACGCAUUCACCAUACCAUGCCGAACCAUCUAUAUCUCUUGUGACGGACGUCGGAAAUUUCGUAUGGGAGAGUGAUGCUGCCCAUAGACUGGCGCUCUACGCAGAAGAGGAUCACCAAGUUCCUGUGGCCUUCUUUUCGAGGAACAGGCAACCGCAAGACGCAAUCGUCCUUGUGAUGAAGAGCGGCGCAGAGGAGAUGGUUGAAGACGUUAUUGUUUCGUUUAUCAUCCUCGAGCAACGGCUACGAAUGAAGGAAAAGAGGAGACAAAACGGAAUGAUGUACGGACCUCUUUCUGACUCGGGCGGGCCCUAA